Molecule: messenger RNA, 1603 nt
Organism: Vigna angularis (adzuki bean)
Lineage: Eukaryota; Viridiplantae; Streptophyta; Magnoliopsida; Fabales; Fabaceae
Product: putative 12-oxophytodienoate reductase 11
Exons: 5
Coding region: 24-1322 (432 amino acids)
Molecular function (GO): oxidoreductase activity; FMN binding
Source: RefSeq, a predicted model, not a curated record
GUGAGGGUUAAGCUGAAUACGCAAUGGCACACGUCACCCUUACCGCUCCUUCUUUCAUUUUAUUCUCUUCAAAAUCGUUAAUUCGUUUCUCUUCUAUUUAUAGCUCCACCUUUACAUCCACCACCCCCACCUUCCACUUCAAAUCUAAUUCAAACAGAAUCAACUUCAACCCUAACACCACCGCAAUGGCCGCCGCCGCCGCUCCUUCUCACCAAACAAUCCCUCUUCUCACUCCCUACAAGAUGGGAAAAUUCAAUCUAUCUCACAGAGUUGUAUUGGCACCGCUCUCCAGAGAGAGGUCCUACAACAACGUUCCGCAACCCCACGCCGUCCUGUAUUAUUCUCAGAGAACCUCCGACGGUGGCCUUCUCAUUGCCGAAGCUACCGGAGUUUCCGACACUGCUCAAGGGUAUCCCAACACGCCUGGCAUAUGGACCAAAGAGCAAGUGGAAGCGUGGAAACCCAUCGUCGAUGCCGUUCAUGCCAAAGGCGGUGUCUUCUUUUGCCAGAUUUGGCAUGUAGGAAGGGUUUCGGAUUCAAGUUAUCAGCCGAAUGGGCAAGCACCCAUUUCUUCUACGGACAAGCCAAUUCCACCAACGCCUCGAACUAACGGCCUUGGAUAUAUCGAACACACGCCACCCCGCCGCCUGAGGACCGAUGAAAUUCCUCAUAUCGUCAAUGACUUCAGAGUUGCUGCAAGGAAUGCCAUCGAAGCUGGUUUUGAUGGGGUUGAGAUCCACGGGGCACAUGGGUACCUGCUUGAUCAAUUUUUGAAAGACCAGGCUAAUGACCGAACAGAUCAAUACGGUGGAUCCCUUGAGAACAGGUGCCGACUUCCUCUGGAGGUUGUUGAAGCUGUUGUCGAUGAGGUGGGGGCUGAUAGAGUUGGAAUUAGGUUAUCACCUUUUGCAGACUUUAACGAUUGUGGUGACUCAAAUCCACUACAACUGGGGCUUUACAUGGUCAGUGCACUCAAUAAGUAUAACAUUGUCUACUGUCACAUGGUGGAACCCAGAAUGGGAACUGUUGGAGGUCCAGAUGAAAACCUGACGCCAAUGAGAAAGGUCUUCAAUGGCACUUUUAUAGUUGCCGGAGGUUAUGACCGGGAAGAUGGGAUCAAAGCCAUUGCUGAAGACAGGGCUGAUCUUGUUGCCUAUGGCCGUUUGUUCUUGGCCAAUCCAGAUUUGCCAAAGAGAUUUGCUCUCAAUGCUCCUCUCAACAAGUAUAUUCGCCAGACAUUCUACCACGAAGAUCCUGAUCCGCUUGUUGGGUACACUGAUUACCCGUUUCUUGAUGAAGAAUCGAACGGUGUAGCAUCAUAGGGUUCUUACUAACCUUUUUUUCUCUCUACAAAUUCCUUGCUAUUUUCAAUUUGGUUUGUGAGAUUUUCAUUCACAUAAUAUUCUUGAGACACUCUGAAUCCAGUUAACACAUGUUCUAAGUUGUUAGGGCAUUUAGUUUGUGGAACUAUUGUUGUUGUAAUGAUGUCGCUGUAACCCCUGCAUGUUUUGGGCAAAAGCGACGGCACCCUGUUUUUGCAAUACUCUGUUUUGUUCUCUGAAACGAGUGCAGAGGGGAGACUUGUCUCCUCUUACUUUUGUAA